CCAUCCCCUUCCUGUUCCCAUUCAUCCGUCUGCACCCAGCCUCGCUUUCUUGUGCGCUCAAGCAAGCCUCCGAGGUUCCUCUUCUUCUUCUUCCUCCCGAUCGAUAUCACUCGUAGCUAGCAGGCUACUGCUUUCCUUGGCUGGCUUGAUCGAGAGAGCGAGCAUGGUGGAGAGCGUGGCAGCAACGCCGUCGGAGGAGCAAGGCCGCGGCGGCGGCCUGUCGCUGCCUCCGGGGUUCAGGUUCCACCCCACCGACGAGGAGAUCAUCACGAGCUACCUCCUGCGCAAGUUCCUCGACCCUAGCUUCGUCUCCCGCGCCGUCGGCGAGGUCGACCUCAACAGCUGCGAGCCGCGAGAUCUCCCAGGCAAGGCCAACAUGGGGGAGAAGGAGUGGUACUUCUUUGUGCACAAGGACCUCAAGUACCCCACCGGGAGCCGGGCCAACCGCGCCACCAAGGAGGGCUACUGGAAGGCCACCGGCAAGGACAGGGAGAUCUUCAAGCCCCGCGCCCGCGAGCUCGUCGGGAUGAAGAAGACGCUCGUGUUCUACAGGGGCCGCGCGCCCCGCGGCGCCAAGUCUGAGUGGGUCAUGCACGAGUUCCGCCUCGAAGGCAAGUCCAGAGGCCAAACCAUGAACAAUCCCAAGGACGAAUGGGUGGUGUGCAAGGUGUUCAACAAGAAGGGGGAGGCCAAGGCGGCGAGGGCCGCCGACGUGGACGCCGAGUACUCCGCCGUGACGACGCCGAACGCUAGCUCGGUCGUCGACGCCGGCGAGGGCGCCGGAGACUUCACCGACUCCAUGUUCACGAUCGACCCGCUCUGCUACAUCCCCAACUCCGACGAGUACACAAGCAACCAGCCGCCGGCCAAGACGACGACGUCCACCACCACCAACAGUGCGGCGCCGCCGUACAACGCGGACUACUACUACCCGUCCGUUCCUACUACAGCUGGAAGCUUCAACCUCAUGUCUAACUACAGCUUGACCAACGCCACAAGCAACGCGCAAACGUCCACCGCCAUGGCCAGCUCAGUCCCGGCAACAAGCGGCUCCUCCUGGCAGCACAUGCUUAUGAAUACGGCGCCGCAUGGCGGGAUGAUGGGAAGAAGAAGCUACGACGUCAACCUCCAUGAGCAGCAGGCGAUCAUGAUGAGAGCCCUAGGUGGUGUCGUUGGCGCCCAAAACUUCGGUGAGCCGGCAAAGGGUCUGCAGUUGCCGAGCUCCGCGGUGACCGCCGGCAGUGUUCCGCCUCAGCCGGGCAAGCUCGGGAGCUACGACGACGGUGAAUUUCCCUAUGGGAAUUAUGAUCUUGCUUCUGCCGCUAUGAGUGGACGCCCAGCUGCUGCUAAUAAUCUUGGUCCUAGGUUUUACUGAUCGAAUGUUCAUUGAUUGUAGUAAUUUUGUUGGUUGCUUCAUUGAUUAGAUCGAUGUUGAUUAUAUAUGGACUAUGGAGAGAUUACAGUUGCAUUAGUUUGUUUUAGGAUUUUGUAAAAAAGGACAAUAUAUUGUUUGUUGUGAGUUAACUAUGUUGCUUCUUCAA
This is a messenger RNA of Triticum urartu, 1541 nucleotides long. Its product is annotated as NAC domain-containing protein 45. Gene Ontology annotation, molecular function: DNA binding. Gene Ontology annotation, biological process: regulation of DNA-templated transcription. NCBI's taxonomy places the organism in Eukaryota, Viridiplantae, Streptophyta, Magnoliopsida, Poales, Poaceae. The record is from RefSeq and is a predicted model, not a curated record.